Messenger RNA from Lolium perenne, 1326 nucleotides. NCBI's taxonomy places the organism in Eukaryota, Viridiplantae, Streptophyta, Magnoliopsida, Poales, Poaceae. The record is from RefSeq and is a predicted model, not a curated record.
UAAAUAGCACAGAAACAGAAGAAGCGAGUAGAGGGGCAAACACGAGUUCCCAUUCCGCCGCCGCUGAUCGAUCUCAGCGCCGGCGGCGCCUCGCCGGCUGCGACUCGUGCGCCCGCUCGAGGAGAUGGCAGCAGCGGGGCCGGAGUCGGAGAUGCAGGUGGACUUGGCGGCGCAGGGGGCGGCUUGCGAGCGGCAGAUCGCCGCCGACCGGGACCCCUCCGCCUGGGCGGCCUUCCGCGCCGGCCUACAAUCCGCCCGCUCCGGCGCCCACCAAACUUUCUCGCGCAAAGGGGACCUCGCCGGGCUCCAGAGGCAGCUCCGCGACCUGGAGGCUGACCUAGCGCAAACCCUGUCCCUUAAAAUCGCCAAGGAGAGGAAAUGCGAGCGCAUUAGGGAGUCGAUCUCGGCCUCGGCUGCCGCAGGCGAGCAGCUCAGGAACAUGGUCGCCGACCAGAGGAACAGGAGAGUCCAGCAUGCCGCCGUCGUAUCACAUGCGCUCCAGGCUGUCGAGGCUCUCGAAACGAAGAACAGUGAAGACGGACAGUGGAGGGAAGAUAUAGACAAAGUUCUUUCAUGGUACCAACAGUUUGCCGGCUUCCAGGUUGUCGAGGAAGUAGGAGGUGUGAGAUUCAUCUUUGACAAAGUUGACUCGCAAGCUCCCGAGAAGGAGUUCUCGAUGGUCUUAAACUUUGACAAAGACUCCGAGGAACUGCUCAAGGAUUUGAACCUCGCUAACGAUCUACCCAAGUUUGUAAGAAUCACCCGAGAAAGGAUCCAGGCUGCUUCGAUGAACGGGACUCUUCCGGUAAGCACAACUUUUUGUCCAGAUGCUUCCCCUCUACCAGUCUCAUCUCCACCGAUGAUGUCAGUUGAUUCUAGUAGCAGAAAUGAUGCUGAUCAAAGCCACUCCCAAAGUAAGAACAAGAAGAGGGCUCUUCCUGCUAAGAGAAGAGCUUCUGCCUUGUCGGCAGCAUCUCCUGGCUCUGUGCGUCGCUCCCCACGUUUGCCGGGAAACAUGUGAGUCCUCAGAGGAAGCAGACCCUGACCCCGGAACACUAAGCCCUGACUGAUGACUGUGUCUCCUGCUCUUGCUGCCCUGAGUAAACACGAUCAUACAUUGUCCAGUCCCCUUUAACUAACGCAAAUGACUGGCUUGGAGAAAUAUGCAGAUUUCUUUUGUUGUCAUAGUCGAUUGUUUUGAACAAACAUUUGUUAAGUUUGUUGUUGCGUUGUGAUCGUAAAACUCUGGGCAUGCACGAAGGUUGAUGUACUUCUGUAUGUGGUUUAUGAUAUGCAAUGUAUGUAUUGCUGAGCUGUUGAGUACUA